GCACGCAGCCUUGACGUCUGCCAUAGGCUCUUGUGUCAGAGAGCUGCAUGGGAAAUAGUGCUCCUGCUAGCACUGCUGGAUCAAGGCCUGAGGACAGAAACAGCCUAAACACAGUGACGUGCAUCGGUGCCAAGGCCGCCAGCCCAUCUGCCACCAUGACUCACCAGUACCCCGCACUGACUCCUGAGCAGAAGAAGGAGCUGCAGGAAAUCGCUGAGAGGAUAGUAGCUCCAGGAAAAGGCAUCCUCGCAGCCGAUGAGUCCACCGGCAGCAUGGCAAAACGUUUGAACCCCAUUGGGGUUGAGAACACAGAGGAGAACAGGCGUCGCUACCGCCAGCUGCUCUUCACAGCCGACCAGCGGAUUGAUAGCUGUAUCGGGGGAGUCAUCUUCUUCCAUGAAACCCUCUACCAGAACACAGAUGAUGGCACUUGCUUCGCCAAGCUCAUCAAAGACCGCGGCAUUGUUGUCGGCAUCAAGGUGGACAAAGGUGUUGUGCCCCUCGCUGGAACAAAUGGAGAGACCACCACUCAGGGUCUGGACGGGCUGUCUGAGCGCUGUGCACAGUACAAGAAGGACGGCGCAGACUUCGCCAAGUGGCGCUGUGUGCUGAAGAUCAGUGACACCACGCCAUCUGAGCUGGCCAUCUUUGAGAAUGCUAAUGUUCUGGCACGAUAUGCUAGCAUCUGCCAGCAGAAUGGUAUUGUUCCUAUUGUGGAGCCUGAGAUUCUUCCUGACGGAGAGCAUGACCUGAAGCGUUGCCAGUACGUCACUGAGAAGGUCCUAGCUGCAGUGUACAAGGCUCUGUCAGACCACCAUGUCUACCUGGAAGGCACUCUGCUGAAGCCCAACAUGGUCACAGCUGGACACUCCUGCCCUAACAAGUACAGCAGCGAGGAAAUCGCCAUGGCGACCGUCACUGCCCUGCGCCGCACUGUGCCUCCUGCCGUCACAGGAGUGACAUUCUUGUCAGGUGGCCAGUCCGAAGAAGAGGCCAGCAUGAACCUUAAUGCCAUUAACACCUGUACGCUCGCCAAGCCCUGGGCCCUGACUUUCUCCUACGGCCGCGCCCUGCAGGCCUCCGCCCUCAACGCAUGGAAAGGAGAGCUGAGCAACGAGAAGGCCGCCACCGAGGAGUUCAUCAAACGUGCCGAGGCAAACGGUCUGGCUGCACUCGGCAAGUACGAGUCUUCUGCAACUGGUGGCGCUGCUGCAAAGUCCCUCUAUGUGGCUAACCACGCCUACUAAACAUCAAACUAUCACAUUCAGCUGUGGUCUAAUUGUAGUCUUAUAUCUGCUCUGCUAUUCCCGAUCACUCCUCCAUCAUUCACAGGCCUGCGCUGUCUACUGUACUUUAGAGUUGUCAGAGUUAUUAAAAUUAGAUAUAUAUAUAUUUAAAGACAUAAUGUGAAACUACAAUACUAAAGGGAACAGGCUUGUUUUUUCUAUUCAAUCAAACAAAUCAAACCCAGAGACAAUUUAUGACUAAAAUGGAAAACUAUUUUAUGUGUGUAACAGGUAUUAGGCUCAGAGUCACUGUGCACUUGUUACCCAGUGCUUUCACCCGUUCUUCCCCACAUUGUAAAUCUUGAGUCGCUCUCAAGCAGGCCAGAUCCACUCCGAAGCAGGCCAGAUCAGCAUGUGUGUGUCGGUGUUUCGCUUCUGUCAGAACGCAGCGUUGGCUCAUCAUUAAAAUGCUCCUCCUACUCCCUGACAGCGGGACCAACCAAUUAUUAGUGGCAUCAGCACGUCCGUCAAGGGACCAGAUGACAAGACUUUUCAGGUUGAGUUGAUCUUUUGAGCGACUGCCUAAACAUGUGGAGUGCUGGUUGUACUUUAGACAGCUUCAGCAGAGGUCAGUAGACCACUCUGUAAUAAACCACAACACACCAGGAUUCAUCCUAACCUUUCUGUUCACACGCUUCUAAUCACCACUAAUCAGAGAAACAUCUUGUGUGUCUAUUCUCAGUAUAACAUUAGCUUUAAAUUACAUACAGUAAUUAAUGUAUUCAGUUGUGUGAAGGUGUCGAUAUUAUGUGAUGCUUGUGUGUCAUUCCCCCUCCUGAUUCCCCCAGCACGCCCCACAGGAACAGGAGAUGGUUUCUAUGAACUACUCUUAAUGUGGACCAAUACGUGGGGUUAGCGGUGGGGAAAGCAGUCACUGCUGUGUUGGAAAACUGUGAUGUUUGUGAUGUUAAUAUUGUUCUUGAAGCACUUGUUGGUCAAAUAGUGGAGAAAAAUAAAAUAAACAUUAAAAACUUG
Chelmon rostratus (copperband butterflyfish) is the source of this 2261-nucleotide messenger RNA. RefSeq names its product aldolase C, fructose-bisphosphate, b (gene aldocb). Gene Ontology annotation, biological process: fructose 1,6-bisphosphate metabolic process; glycolytic process. NCBI's taxonomy places the organism in Eukaryota, Metazoa, Chordata, Actinopteri, Chaetodontiformes, Chaetodontidae. Bases 48 to 1247 code for a protein of 399 amino acids. Gene Ontology annotation, cellular component: cytosol. The transcript has 9 exons. Gene Ontology annotation, molecular function: fructose-bisphosphate aldolase activity. The record is from RefSeq and is a predicted model, not a curated record.